AAGAAGAAAAGGGAGGAGAAACAAGGGAGGGGUGGAAGAAAAACUGAAAAACAACUGGAAUUCUCUUGUGUUCACCCAGUCCGGAAGUGCACAAGAGGAGAACGUAAAAAGCAGCUCCGGACAGAAGUUUCCGUCUCAUCUUCCUUUGGUUUGAUCGGAGUCAGUUUGGCAUUGCGAGCCCUCGCGCAUUUGACAUGGAUGGCUUAAAUCCGGUGCUGCGGUUCUUAAUGAACCAAAAGGCUACCAUCGGCUACAGCUUCAUGGCAAUCUUAACCAUUGGUGGGGAGCGGGUUUUCUCUAUGGUCUCCUUCCAAUGCCCGUGCAACCGCAGCCAGAACUUCGCGUAUGGGAUCACCUUCCUUUUGGGGCCGGCCGUGGUGCUGCUGGUGCUGGGGUUCUUCUUCAGCACACGCAUGUGGAGGCUCUUCACAGGCUGCUGCCUGAACCCACUUAAACUCUGCCCCCGGGGGAACUGCCUGGGCUGCACAGCCAUCUUGCUGAAGGUUGCUGUGGGCGCCUGCGUCGCCCCGGUUAUGUGGAUCUGCGUGGCGCUGCUCAACGGGACCUUCUACGAGUGCGCCAUCAGCGGGCUGGACGAAAACCUGGUGGUGGACCUGUUCUGUAAGAACAAGACGCUGAUGUGCCGGGCGGAGCUGGCGCGCGUGCCCUGCGGGAGGACCAAGCUCCCGGCAGACGAGAGCAUGGAGCUCCUGCUCAUGUUCCGUGCACAGUCCCAGGUCCUGGGCUGGGGCAUCAUAAUUGUGGCCGCAGUUGCAGGGCUGGUGGGUACCUGCUAUAAAAACUGCCGAUCCCAGGUGAGUUACCUGCAGCUCACCUUCUGGAAGCGCUAUAUGGACAAGGAGAGGGAGAAGUUUGAGAUCUACGCCUCGGAGUACUCCAGCAAGCUUGCUGAGCGCAACCUCAAGAGCUUCUUCGAAAACAGCUGCCCAGAGCCAUACCCAUUUCCCAACCACAGGUCCUGGGAGGAGAUAUCGGCCCUCUACACCUUCACCAAGAGCGAGCAGUAUUACAGCACACUGCAACGCUAUGUGGAGCGCGCAGACCGCGACUACAGCCCAGAAAAGAGGCCAGUGCUGGACAUUGAGCAUGGCAUCGAGAUUGCCUGAGUAGGCAGAAAGGGUGGGCGGGGAUGGGGUUGCAGGGUAACUGCAUCGUAGAAGUGUUUGCUGUCAUAAGGCAGUGUCAUAUGAUCUAACAGCGGCAUGUACCUGGGUCAUAUGACCUAUGAACUAUGACCAAUCUGUGGGAUGAUCACUGACAUGGACUAUGUACGGUCAACAUUUCAUAUGAAAGUCUGAGCAGACAGAGCUAUGAAAGCUUUGGCUACCAUAUAAACAAACAUCUAGGAUGGAUCAUUUCUUGCCCUUACUUUAUUCUCACAAUUGGCAGCUGUGUCUGCUGCUGUGCCUCCUGUACCUGUACAAGGAGCAAUACAGCUGGAGCAUAUAUACCUGCCCACAAACCAGUGACUACCAUCCACACUGCAGGCCAUCGAGUACUACACAGCUUGCACAGAUUGGAGGAGAGUUCUCGCUGAGAGCCAUCGGUUUUCUAUAGAUGUCUAGCAUAUCUGUGGAAGGAUUUAAUGCAGCAAUAACCUAAGGAACUCUGUCAAACAUAAACACAACGUACCACUGGCAGGACAAAAUCUAUUCUGUUUAGCUGCUGUGGACUCCUAGUCAUCAUUGACUAGAAAUCACUGACUCACAAGCCAGUGAUGUCUAGGUUAUAGGACCAAGCCUGUGUUUGGAAUACUUUCACCAACCACUUUGGAAUAGGUUUUCAAUGCAGAAGAAGUAGAGGCAAUAUAAAUGAUAUUCACUUUCAACAGUCUGUUGACUGAUCCCCUAUCUGCCACAAUGCCAUGCACAGUGCCAUACAUUUCUAACAUGGCUAAAUGGAUAAAUAAAAUGUCAAUGUUAUAGCUAAAAAAUACAAUUUUGAGCAACAAUGAACCUUAUUAUUUAAUUAGCAGUCUAAUAUUAUAUUAUGCAAGUGAACCAACUUUAUCAGUUUAUGAGCGAGACAUUUACAGUACACAGACCUUCCAAUGUGUGUAAAAGCCCACUCCUGUGUUAUGGUCCGAUUCUGUCCUAGCUAUGCUUGCAUUCCAUUCUGAUACAUGAACCCAGUUUAACCAUGAGUAACUCUUAUAACACGGAUAAUUUAGCCGGAAGUUUGAUAAAUCUACACAACACUAGCCACUGUGCUGCUGCCCUGCUCCCAGGUAAAGAUGCACCCACAGUCAAUUAACCCUCAACCACACCCCCACUGAGACCAACAUUAGAAAGUCUGUGCAUAUAGAGUAUGUGUUGUAUACAUGUGGCAUAUAAACAUUAUCAGUCACAAUUGUUAAGCAUAACUUAGUGGUUAAAUAAGUUGUGUACUGGAAUUACAAAUCAACUUUCAAUGAACCUUAAAGCAAAGUCAAAUCCCAGAUGAGGCACUACCGUUGUUUCCUUGAGUAAGGUACUAAACCUGAAUUGCGUCAGUAAUAUAUCCAGUUCAAUAAAAGGAUAGGGUUUGGCUAAAUUCCAAUUAUUAAUGUACUUCAGUAGUCAAUGCAAAUCUCAUUCAUUCCUCAUGUACUAGAAGUGCAAGAAUACAAGAGAAAGUAAAUGCUUAGGAAAUUAAUUGGAAUUCAGAAAAAUUUAACUGGAGUUGAAUUAGUGGAAUUCUGUUAAUUAAAUGGAUAAUGUUUAAUGACCUGUAUCUAAGCUGUACAAGUCAUUGUGCUUGAUGUCCACCCAAGCAAAUAAAUUAUGUAAUCUAAUAAUGUAUUUUCUGGUAUACCUUGCACGUCUCUUAUGACACAGAGAUACUACCACAGCAGGCACAUUAUAGCCUCCUUACACUUUCAUUCAUUCUGUUUGUCUGCCUGGGUGUCCCACCUAGUUAUAUUUGCAUAAAACAACAGGAAAAGUCGAGCAUGUAUGUACAGAGCUACUACAGAACAGAGCUACCAAUGCUCUGAUCUGCCCCUUUGCUAACUUUCUGGAAAGCAUACAAUAAGGUCAUUACUUUACCACAAGAGAACAGCAAUAAUGAAUUCCAUCUUAAACCUGCAGGCUACACUAGUUCCGUGCUUUUAAAUGCAAACUGUGAAGUCCCUUGUUUUUCCUCUUACACUUAGCAAAUUGUUCAGUUUUAUCAUUUAUGUACUGUUUCUGACAGCUAAUAAAAAGUGGUCCAAA
This is a messenger RNA of Anguilla anguilla (European eel), 3215 nucleotides long. Its product is annotated as calcium homeostasis modulator protein 5-like. Gene Ontology annotation, molecular function: monoatomic cation channel activity. The transcript has 2 exons. The record is from RefSeq and is a predicted model, not a curated record. NCBI's taxonomy places the organism in Eukaryota, Metazoa, Chordata, Actinopteri, Anguilliformes, Anguillidae. Bases 195 to 1127 code for a protein of 310 amino acids.